GGAAACAAACAGUGUGAAAGAAGAGAAGAGAUAGCUCGGGAAAGGGCGAGAGGGAAUUAAUUUAUCGCGAUCACCGACACACAAAGCCCAGGGAAAAAACAGGACCAGUGCUCGCCUCCUUCUAUUAAAUAUCGGCUCAAUCCCACCUUUAUCGACGCGUUUAGUAGUAAAGAACACACCGAGCAGCGAUGGCCCAGGAGACCAAUCAGAGUCCAGUUCCCAUCCUGUGCACCACGGGCUGCGGUUUCUACGGCAACCCCAGGACGAACGGGAUGUGCUCCGUCUGCUACAAGGAGCACCUGAGUCGACAACAGAGCAGCGACCGCAGUCCAGUCAGCCCUCUGGCAGGCAGUCCUUCGUCGGAGGCUUCGGCCAUCCAGAGACUAGAAGCCAGCUUAAACAAAACAGAGCCAUCACCCCCAGCCAACACAGAGUCGACGAGAGAAAUGAUGCCCGUGGCCUCCUUGCCUGUAACACAACAGAUGACGGAGAUGAGCAUCUCCAGAGAGGAGAGAAGCCCUUCUCCCACACCGGACACUGCAGAACCAGUCGUGACCCAGCCCACUUCUUCCUACUCACCCGUGGCCGGAGCUCCAGCCAGCGAUGAAGGAAAGAGUCCAGACGCCUCCAAGCCCAAAAAGAACCGCUGCUUUACCUGCCGCAAGAGGGUGGGACUGACAGGAUUUGACUGCAGAUGUGGCAACCUCUUCUGCGGCAUCCACCGGUACUCGGACAAACACAACUGCACGUACGACUACAAAGCCGAGGCGGCCGCCAAGAUCCGCAAGGAGAACCCCGUGGUGGUGGCGGACAAGAUCCAGAGAAUAUAAGCACAGCCGUGUUCGAUACGGCCGGAGGAUAAAGAGAAGGAGGAGGAGUAUGGGAGUGAGGGAGGGAUUGAGGGAUGGAGGGAUGAAGAAAGAGAGCUGUUAAGAACAGGAGAAGCGAGAGGAUGGUGGAAAAAACUUGGCUAUGUGAAAAAAAAAAAACGAACGGAUGGACUUACGUUUUUCUAUCACAACCUGAAGAAAAGAGAAAGGAGGAAGAGGAGGAAGAAGAGAGGAAACGGCUGUCCUGUGAGAAGAUGAUGCAUGAAUGAACCGUGUUUUUUUUUCUUGUUUUUUUUUAAUUAUAGGUAUUAUUAUUAAUUUUCUGUUUUCUUUCCUUUUGCACUCUUAUUCUCUUUCUCUCUUUCUCUUUCUGUCUAUUCUGCUGCGGAGUGCAUGUGUGAGAGAGUGCGUGCGCUGAGUUAUUCCUCCGUUAUUUUAUUUUUAAUUUUCUUUCCUAAAGCGUAGAUCAGGACACCUUUCAGGAAAUCGUACCUUUUACCUUUUACGUUCUCGUUGCUCUUUUGCCUUCUGGCGGCGGACGCUUUGUGCCAAAACGUGGCCACGUACUGUAGUGUUGCGGAUAGUUUGCGUGCAGUUGAUGCGAACAGGCAGUUGUUGCAAAAAAUACGUGAUCGGACUUCUUGGCAUUUGUGGCGGUCUGGUUUUCGUUUGUUGGUUUUGUUGGUUUUUUUCGAAAGGAGGGGUGAGGGAGGUGUCCCGGAUGUUGCGCAUCUGUUUCGUUUCAUCCGGGAGCGAUAGGCGUUUUUAUAUAGGUGAUUAUAUAUCUAUAUAUAUUUUUUUUUUUCUUGGUGUUCCACUCAAGUGUGCUCUUCGACAUAAGCGUUAAGGUCACGCAGAUCAAGUUCCGAAGUAAGGCUGCCUGUCCUUUAUCCAUCGUAGGGUGUUUUUCCAAUUAUUUUCUUCGUAUUAUUCCGUAAUGUGAACAUGCUACUGUGAUGUCGCAGCGUUUUUUUUUUUCUUUUUCACCAUUUUCACUGGAAGAUCCUCAGAAAGCAUUAGCGAUUAGCUUCCUUCACUUCACUCUUUAUGGCCACGAAUGGCCGGCCUUGUAGUUAUUAUGUUAUUACAGCGGGGGGGGGAAUACUUCUGUUUUUAUUUUAUCAUCUGAGUGGAGUCAUUUAGGCAUUUAUUUGAUGUGUGUAUGUGUGCGUGUGUGUGUGAGCCUGACUGAGAAAGAGAGCAUGUAUGUAAGAAUGUAUGUGUGUGUGUGUGUGUAUGUGUGUGUGUGUUAGGACCAGAUGAGAAAAGCUAACCUUCCAUAGACAGUGAAACAGUUAUGGUUUAACAUUUGAAACACUGCAGUAGUAGUUAUCAGCAUCAUCUUAGUUAAUUAUAUUAUAUAAUUAAUUUUUUUUUCUUUUGUCUGCAAGCACCCAUUACCAAACCCAUAUUUGUGUGUGUGUGUGUGAGUGCGUGCGUGUUUUUAUGUGUUUUUUUCUCUUUCUUUUUUUUAUCUUUUCUCGUGAUGGGUCUGGGAGUGAAAACUGUGUGUACCUGUUUGAGUUUUAACUUCAGCCAUUAGUUUAUAUGCAAAUUUGUACAAAAAAAUCCUUACCAUGUUCAUAUUUAUGUAUUGCAUUUAAUCCUUUUACCUGGCAUUAAAAGCAAAAUAGUAUUGUAAAUAAAAAACGAAAUGUACAGAAAGAAAA
Molecule: messenger RNA, 2500 nt
Organism: Astyanax mexicanus (Mexican tetra)
Lineage: Eukaryota; Metazoa; Chordata; Actinopteri; Characiformes; Acestrorhamphidae
Gene: zfand5a
Product: zinc finger, AN1-type domain 5a
Exons: 6
Coding region: 189-830 (213 amino acids)
Molecular function (GO): zinc ion binding; DNA binding
Source: RefSeq, a predicted model, not a curated record